AUGGCAACGACGUACGCGUGGUUAUGGACGGUUCUCGCCUUCGUUCUGACAUGGAUGGUUUUUCACAUCAUCAAGAGAAAGAAGGAGGCAACAGAGGAGACAGAGGCCGAGGCAGAAGAGAGAAGAGACGGUGUCGCUGAUGUUAUCAUUGUUGGGGCGGGUGUGGCAGGAGCGGCUCUCGCCUAUGCUCUUGCUAAGGAUGGACGACGAGUACAUGUGAUAGAGAGGGACUUGAAAGAACCUGAAAGAUUUAUGGGAGAGCUUAUGCAAGCGGGAGGCCGCCUCAUGCUAGCUAACCUUGGCCUUGAAGAUUGUUUGGAGGAAAUAGACGCUCAAGCAGCGAAGUCCUUAGCAAUUUACAAGGACGGGAAACACGCGACCUUGCCUUUUCCAGAUGACAAGAAGUUUCCUUAUGAACCAGUGGGUAGUCUUUUUCGUAAUGGUCGUCUGGUACAGCGUCUACGCAAAAAAGCAGCUUCGCUUACCAACGUGCAACUAGAGGAAGGAACGGUGAAGUCUUUGAUAGAAGAAAAAGGAGUGGUUAAAGGAGUGACAUACAAGAACAGCGCAGGCGAAGAAACAACGGCCUUUGCACUUCUUACUGUGGUAUGCGACGGUUGCUACUCAAACCUUCGUCGGUCAGUCGUCGAUAAUAAGGAGGAUGUGCAUUCGUAUAUGGUGGGUUACGUCACGAAGAAUAGCCGACUUGAAGACCCACAUAGUCUACAUCUGAUCUUUUCAAAACCUUUAGUCUGUUUUAUAUAUCAAAUAACCAGUGAGGAGGUUCGUUGUGUUGCGGAGGUCCCCGCUGAUAGUAUUCCUUCUAUCGCGAAUGGUGAAAUGUCUAACUUCCUCCGGAACACUAUGGCUCCUCAGAUACCUGAAAAUGGAAAUCUCCGUGAGAUAUUUUUGAAAGGGAUCGAAGAAGGACUACCAGAGAUAAAAUCAACGGCGACUAAAAGUAUGUCAGCGAAGUUGUGUGAUAAGAAGGGAGUGAUUGUGUUGGGAGAUGCAUUUAAUAUGCGUCAUCCUGUAAUCGCGUCAGGGAUGAUGGUUGCACUCUCGGACGUUUGCAUUUUACGAAAUCUUCUCAGGCCAUUGCCUAACCUCGCCAAUACUAAGAAGGUCUCGGAGCUUGUCAGCAACUGUAAACACGCUGGCGAGUAUCUUUUCGCAAGUGCUGGUUGCUACAACGGACGAAGCAAGAGAGGGAUUGCGACAAGGCUGCUUCAGUUACCUUUGCAGUGGAGAUUUUCGAACAACCGGAAUGAUGGCUAUUCUCGGGGGCAUGAACCCUCGUCCCCUUACUCUAGUUCUUCAUCUGGUAGCCAUAACCCUCACCUCCAUGGGCUACUUGCUCUCUCCCUUUCCUUCACCUCGUCGCUUUUAGAGCCUCAGACUUUUUGGGUGGGCUUUGCAAAUGUUGGGUGCACAUUUAGUGGAUGA
Molecule: messenger RNA, 1446 nt
Organism: Microthlaspi erraticum
Lineage: Eukaryota; Viridiplantae; Streptophyta; Magnoliopsida; Brassicales; Brassicaceae
Source: the annotation of a GenBank genome assembly